CCCCAAAGCAGGCGAGACUUCAAACGCCCCUACCGCUUCCUUAAUAAGGAAUAUAAAGAGGACAAACCGAUUUCCGACGUGGCUCUUAUCUGGAAGUUCAUUAACAGCAUCGACAACCCUGGUCUGUCGAGACAUAUCCAGGAGUCGCUGGCCGCUAGGCUCCCUAAGUAUGUGUACACGAGAAAGGAGACGCGGAGAAGUCACCAGCACAACAUCACCAUAUCGCGCAAACUCUCAUGGGAUGAAUUCGAAAAGGCUCUUGCUUAA
Molecule: messenger RNA, 267 nt
Organism: Lasiosphaeria miniovina
Lineage: Eukaryota; Fungi; Ascomycota; Sordariomycetes; Sordariales; Lasiosphaeriaceae
Exons: 1
Source: RefSeq, a predicted model, not a curated record